Stegodyphus dumicola is the source of this 645-nucleotide messenger RNA. RefSeq lists its product as uncharacterized. The record is from RefSeq and is a predicted model, not a curated record. NCBI's taxonomy places the organism in Eukaryota, Metazoa, Arthropoda, Arachnida, Araneae, Eresidae.
AUGUUUUAUUUGUUAUCGCCCCAAGCAUAUAAAUUUGUCCGACAAUCUGGUAAUUUAAUUUUGCCUCAUCCAAGUACUAUACAUAAAAUAAGUUCUAAAUUAAAUGUAAAUCCCCAAAAGGAAACAGAUGAUAUGUUGUUUUUGGCAUAUGCUAAGCAAAAAGCUUGCUAUCUGAAAGAGCAUGAAUUAUAUGUUUCAUUAAUGAUGGAUGAAAUUCACAUCAGACCUUUUCUUGACUACAAAAGUGGAGAUAUUGUUGGAAUUGGCCAGGAAGUUGAUAACUUAGCUUCUAGUGCACAUGUAUUUAUGAUACAGAGUAUUUUGUGCUGCUUUAAAGAUGUUGUCCAUAUAUUACCAUCGAAGAAAAUGACAGCUGAAGUUUUGUUCACUGUUUUGAAAAAAAUAAUUGUUGGUCUUGAAGCAAUAGGUUUCAAAGUAAUUGUUGUUGUUAGUAGUGACAAUAAUUCCAUUAAUAGAAGAUGUAUAUCUCUGUUUAAUAAUCCAUUAUCAAAUUUUGUAUUUCCUCAUCCUGUUGAUGCAACUCGUCCAUUGUUUUAUGCAGUUGAUUCUGUUCAUAUUAUUAAAAGUGUUCGUAACAACUGGUUAAACCAAAUAAUGUAUGUACCUCUUCAUUUCUUACUUUAA